AAGUCAUAAUAAAACAGCACGCUGCCAACCAUAGACAAAAGAGGGAGGAAGUUUGUGAAUGAUCGAUUUUACGCCGGCCUCCUGAACUUCUCAACGACAUUUUUCUUUGUUUGCCGUAACGCGUGUGGACAAUAUUAACUUUAGCCGCGAGUCCGCGUACAAUUCAAUAAAAUGGCGAACACGUUUCGCGCGGUGACGGUAUCGGCGGUGAGUGGCGAAGGUGCUCUCGCAGCGCGCUUCAAUUUUCCGACAAACGUAAACGUGGAUUAUGACCCGCAGGGGUUGAGUGUUAAAGUGAUUCGUGCGGACCCGGUGCUGGCUCAGGAGGUGCUCGAGUUCCCUGUCCACAGCCAGAGUGAGUGCUCGCGCGUCGCUGGCCAAUCGUACAUAUUCACGAUUGACAAUGAAACGCUAUUCUUCAAGUUCGCGUCUGACGCCGACUGUCAGGCCUUCCACCUGCUCGUCACGAAGACCAAGGCGGGCAGGUCGUCGUCGGUGUUCACGGUGCGCACGGAAGACUCGUCGGCGAUGCAGUACUUCCAGUUUUAUGGUUACCUGAGUCAACAGCAGAACAUGAUGCAGGAUUACGUGAGGACGAGCUCGUACCAGCGCGCUAUACUGUCGAACAUCAACGAUUUCAAGAAUAAAGUGGUGCUGGACGUUGGUGCAGGCUCAGGUAUUUUGUCGUUCUUUGCUGCGCAGGCCGGCGCUCGCAAGGUGUACGCGGUGGAGGCGAGUAACAUGGCCCACCACGCGCAGGCGCUGGUGCGCGCCAACGGGCUGCACGACCGCAUCACGGUGGUGGCCGGCAAGAUCGAGGAGAUAGAGCUCCCUGAGGCUGUGGACGUGAUCAUCUCAGAGCCCAUGGGCUACAUGCUGUACAAUGAGCGAAUGUUAGAAACAUACCUGCAUGCGAAAAAGUGGCUCAAACCAAAUGGUAACAUGUACCCAACAAGAGGAGACCUCCAUAUAGCACCAUUCACAGAUGACGCACUGUUCAUGGAACAGUAUAACAAAGCCAACUUCUGGUACCAAACCUGCUUCCAUGGAGUUGAUCUAAGUGCACUGCGCACGGCUGCCAUGAAGGAGUACUUCAGACAGCCUAUUGUGGACACAUUUGACAUUCGUAUCUGUAUGGCAAGGUCAGAGCGACAUGUAGUAGACUUCUUGAAUGCACAUGAGACAGAUUUACAUAGAAUUGAAAUUCCCUUCAGAUUUGAGCUGACACAGUCAGGUACGUGCCACGGCUUGGCAUUCUGGUUUGAUGUGCUGUUUGCUGGAGCACAGCAGCACAUAUGGCUGUCCACUGCCCCCACAGAGCCACUCACACAUUGGUACCAAGUGCGAUGCCUCUUAGAGACCCCUAUCUUUGCCAAACAGGGGCAAGCACUCACUGGUCGCGUGUUACUGCUAGCAAACAAACGUCAGAGCUAUGAUGUCACUAUGGAGAUCAACCUAGAAGGUACUAACAUCACAUCAUCAAACACUCUGGAUCUCAAGAACCCGUACUUCAGGUACACCGGCGCGCCGGCGGCCCCUCCGCCCGGCGUCAACAGCAGCUCGCCUAGUGAAACAUACUGGAACUCUAUUGAGUCAACUGCUUCACUGACCAAUGGACAAGGCGUGAUGCUUACAGAUGGAGCCCAGCAGUACUGCUCCACACCUGAUCAGACCAUGGCUUACGGAGCACACCCCAACAUGAUCAAGACAGUGAUGCUACAGGAGGAGUUCAUCAAGAGGAUCGGGAUAAGUCAAAAUGGGGACAUAUAAUCCGAGAGGUCGCGCCGAGCGCGCCUUAGGGCAAUAAGAAACCGCCGUAAUCGGUUGUGAACUAUCUUCCGUUCAGACUUUAUAGUGUGUAAGCGGACUUAUUUAUUAUGAUACAUCACAGUGACACAAUCAUGUAACUAGAGACUCUGCUGGCCUUGUAAAUUAAGUAAAAAGUGAAAUGGUAAUCAAAGGCAAUAAGUUAAGCCUUCUCGGAGAAUGUUUAGUUUUGGCGGUACCAACGCUUAUUAGUGUAAUUUGAACACACAUAGAAAAGUGAAAUUCUGAUGUAAAUAUUCUAUAGUUGGAGGCGAAUCGGCGCGACUGGCCGGCUGACAGUCCCGCUCGAGGCAGCUCUGGGAUAGUAAUUGUACUACUAUUAAUAUAGUCCAAGUACAUUUAGGAUAAGCAAUAAGUGCUGAUUUGAAUGAUAAUGCUUAUCAUUGUCAAUACUCAUUUAUCAUUAUUGGAGUCAGGCUCAAUCAUUAGUUAGGUAGACACAGCCAGUGCUAACCAGUCCAAUGAUACCUUCUGUCUGCCAGUCAACACUAGAGAUCGCGAAUUAUGAAAAUUUACUUCCGUCAAAUAUUUUUAUACACUGCACUUUAGCCAUAGAUUGUGUAAAAAAAUCCUUUUUGUAAAUAUAGGAUAAAGUGAUCAAUUCUUUUUCUGGAACAUUGAUAUUGAGCAAAUAAUCAGUAUUCUGCAUGUUCUUAUUUCUUGAUAAACUUAUGAAUACUGUGAACUUUUGUAUUGUAAGUGGUAACAUUAUAGUAAUGUGAGCAAGGAUCUGCUAUUUUCAUUGUAGACAUUGGUGCUUGAUCCUCUAUUGCACAAAAAUAGAUCAGAUAACAUGACUACCUCAUGAUUUGGCAGACAAAUGGAUCUCGAAAACGUGCUAAGAAGUUGCAAGCAAAAUUAUUGUCACUUGUAGACAUAAACAAUUUGUAUGACCCAUCUAACUACCUAGAUACAUAAAUGAUCUAAAUUAGGAGCGUUGAGUGAAUGAGUUUGCUUGCAAAAGCCUUGGUAUAAUAGAAAAUAAUAACAUGACAAUUUUGUAUGAUGAAGAUCACAUUGAGUUGCCAUAACAGCUUCGGUUACAAUUGGAAUGAAGGUUGUUCAGGGCAUAUAGACUGAAAUAAAUUCUAUAGUUUGUAAUGUACCAAUUUAUUUUCAACAUCUUUAAGUAAAAUAGAACAUGUUGACUAUCCUUGGCGAUUAUUAUUGUUGGUUAAUCAUGAUUAAAAUUGAAUCAAGUUAAUGGAUUUAUUCCAACACUUCUUGGAAUGUGCAUGACUUAGUACUUAUACAUUUCAAAUGUGAUAUUUAUAGUAUGAUCAAUUAAUUACGUUAGAUAUAACUUGGUCACUAUAAUUAAGACCAACUGGAGAUAUUAUUAUUCCUGUAUCAGAAACAAUUUGAUUGUUUUUUAUAUGCCUAAAUAACUUUCAUUCCUCUUGUAUCCAGAGCAAUAAUGAAUUUACUUCACGUUAGUUACUCUGGCAACAUUUGAAGUAAGCAUUAUAUGCGGGCGGGGUGACCAUUGUAAAAAUUAUAAGUGCUUUUAAUGUCUUGUAGUUAAUCUACUGUAUGACUAGGUGCUGUCAUAAGUUAGUAGGGAUUGUAGCACCCCAGAACUUAAAUAGGGACUUUAAUAGAAAUUGGAGACGCAAGCUGUGACUUGGACAGUAGAAUUGUAUUUUCUACCUGUACAAAAUUAUAGUAAAAUGUAUAACUUGGGGUGAGUUUACCCAUAAAUUAAAAAAAUUCAAGGGGUAAAAUGGUCCCUUAAUAAAUAAAGUAAAUCAUCAUAAUUAUUUUUUUAUUUAAAAUGUUGCCAUAAUAUAUUGGCACAGCACCCCGUCCUGCCUCAUUGGUAUUUAUUACGAAGCCAAUAUCACUUGCCAUUUAACGAAAUUCACUUUUACGUUAAUAUCAUAGAGUCUAUAUUCCCUUGGCUAAUUAGGUGUUAGGCCACUAAUUAGAGUAACACCAAUGUUAGAUCAGUGAGCUAAAAAUGAAAAUUUAAUUGAAAUGAAUUUAUUUUGAUGGCUGUCUAGUUAAUAAUACUUAUUAAUCAGCGACUACUGUAUGUGACGUCUUCGCGCUCAUACACUAUUUCACCGACAGCGUAAACGUCCGUUUUUCUUAAAACCACUGUUCACGUUAAAAAUGGUACGUAAAUAGUAAACAAUUGUUUUAAGAAAACCAACGUUUAUUUUGUCGGUGAACUUGGCCCGAGUAGGUAGAGGUAAACAAUUGAUUUACCAGUUUUAAAGUGAUAUUAUUAAAUUGCUGACAUAAUCAGUGAAAUUGUAUCAUAGCUUACUCCAUAUAGAAUAAGGUGAUAAUACUAAGACAUUGUAAUGAUUGACUAUUCUCACUUCAGAGAACAUACAUUUUCUAGACAUAGGUCUCCUGUCAGCCAUUAAGAGUUAGGUAAUAAAGCUAGAACGUUUAAUACCAUUUGGUAUAACUUAUGAAUAAUAAUGUAUCCUUAAGUAUAAAAAGGAUGAAAGCAACUACCAUUCAACCACAUUAUAUUCACUGCCAGAUAUAAAACCUUACAAAUGAAGAAUUUUUCCUGAUUACAAAAUAGGGAUGUAUUAAAUUUUCAUUUCUAGCAACACCUAGAAAUACAGAUUAUGUAAAUAAGAACAAUUUGCAACGAUUUUGUUUGAUAUUUUUUUGACUUGCAUCACUUUUCGCGGUUGUGUAUUAAAAUCUUUUUGUAUAUAUUAUAUGAGAUUAGCAUGUUGUAUGUAGAAAUAAACUAAGUUUACUGGUUGAUUAUAUAACUUUAUUAAAACACUGAGUGUAUUCUUGGCUGGUGGUUAUUUAGAAUUCUUGGGAAUUGCUGAAUUGCACCCUGGUUAUCUAAAGUCUAUGAAAAUUCUAAGAAGUUGAUCUAUAGAACUAAAUGUUUAGCCUAUUGUGUUGUAUGGGCUUUUAUGCAAAGCAUGGUAAUUUCUGGUCAGCCCAGUUGUCAACUACCUGAAUUCAUUUCUAAUACAGGUAGUUGAAAAUUAGCGUCUCUGGUAUAGUGAUGACUAAAGAGAGAGCCCAUUAAAAAAUGAAUACCACCAUAAAAAUAAAUAACAACCAUUAAACUUAGUUUAUUUGCAAUAAUAAAAUAUCAAAUCAAUUGGUCAAUUUCAUGCUUAAAAAAAAUUGUAAGCGGUAUUUUAACUCUUUGAAUGUUUAUAGAAUAUAGUCCCUCGACACAAAAUACAUAGGUACAGAAGUCAAUCUACAUACAAAGCGCGUUCGAGUCACGCAGACAUAGGUGUCUAUGUGUGCGUGUUCACAGACGCGCUGUCUCAAAACAACUCAAAACAGUGCGAGCGGGGCUGCCGUUUUCUUGAGAUAAGCGCGUCACACAAAGGUAGAUAAAUGUGCACGCGUUGUGAUACCUACCUAACUGUAAUUUGACUGUAAUAUUUUUAAUUUUAAUAACAAAAGAAAAAGUAAUAAUGGAGCAACAAAAUUCGUAUUAUAAUUGAACAAGUUGACGGUUGUUUUAUACAACAAUAAACAGUGAAUUGUCGUUUUUUUAGCCUGCCGUAUUACCUAUAGUAUGUACCUACUUAUUUUCUCAUAUUUCGAUGGUUCGUUUAAUAAACGCAGUAGGUAGGUACAGUUAGGUGGGUAGGUAAGCGCCCCGGCGGCGGCCUCUGGCCCAAUGCCGUAAUAAGUUUUGCUAGUGUCGAUCCAGGCGAACCUGCCUACCUACCCUCAAAGAUUAUUGCUAGUAGGAGUUGAUAAUUUUUGUGAUCAUGGCGAGACUAUGUUGUAAGGUAGACGAAAUAAAACUCGCACAUCAAGUUUUCUGUAGGUAGAAGCAAGCUUAGAUCAGGGACUGUACCAACCCAUUACAUACAAAAAUAUUUUUUUCACAAGUAAAGAGUAGGGUAAGUAUAUAUGUAUGAAUAACAAAAUUAUAAAUUGCGGUUUCUGAAAAACGGUAUCCCGUUCAAACGGAUUUCCGUUGAAAGUGUUUAUUAACCUCUUGUAUGCCACAUUAAAUAUUUUAUUAUUAUUGGUUUAUAUUUCAUUUUUCCUGUUUUAUUCUCAACAAUACAUCAAAUAAUUAGAUACGAGUACCACUACCACGUUAGUUUUAUGCGCAUAAAACAGUUGACAACCCUAGCGCGACCGCCGAGUUUAGGCAUGAAAAGUGAAGUACAUACAUGAGAUUGACUUCUGUACCUAUGUAUUUUGUGCCCUCGAUUUACAUAAGAAAUAGUUUUAUGACCGUGUAGUUCCAUUGUCUUGGCAAUGUUUGUCUUCCAAUGCUUAGGCCCAAGUUAACAUUAUAAACAUAUAUUUUUUUAAAUGACUGUUUAGUUUGCAAAUUCGUAGUAAACAGUUGUUUUAAGAAAACUGACGUUUAUGUUACCGGUGAACUUGGGCCAUAAGCUGGUAUUCCGAUGCACGCGACUGUCGUAUGCGGCCGACGUUUCGGACGCGUGAACUCCAAAGAGUUUAUGUUGAGAAAUCUCGAAAUCGCCCUCUCAGCAGUAUAACUAUCAUUAUCUGCCUAGCCUUUUGCCAAAUAUGUUGGUUUCGGCUUUCAGUAUAACCGGUUGCAGCUGAGUACCAGUGUUUUACAAGGAGCGACUGCCUAUCUGACCUCCUCAACCCAGUUACCCGGGCAACCCAAUACUAAGCAGUACCUGGGUAGUUUAAAAUCUUCUCCGCUCCGCUCAUGGUAUGGGCCAACGCGUUGCGAGAUGGUUGCGAUCGACAAACGCGUGCGACGGGAUUCGAGCCUAAACUUCUUGUAAUCUGUUUUGAGAUAAUUUUCAUUCAAGAGUUAAAAGACUGUAUUGAUUUAAAUUCAGUAGUUUUUGAAAGACUGGACAGAGCAUUAAUAAAUGUUUGGGCAUUCUAAGGGUCUCGUACGAUUGUUGUCCAUUACCUACGUAAAAACGGGCUAUAAAAUAUAUUUAAUGAAAUCGGGUCAUGCAUGGCAGUGUUUCCGGGAACGCAAAAUCAAAACCAGUCUUUCAAAAAGUUCUCGAAUAUACCUAAUGUUUUUUUUUUAUUUGGAAUCUGAUUUUGUAUGUAACGUAGCCUGUAUGACAAUUAUAGAACAAUUUAGUUUCAUUUUUUUUUCUCGACAACAUAGAAAAUUAUGUUUUGGAUAUCGUUCCUAUUCACGCUGCAGGAGCGGAUCGAAGGAUCUAGAACCAGAAGCUUGUCUGUGAUCGUUUAGAAAGAUAAACUUAUAUUUUGUAGUAAUAUGCGAAUUAGUUUCUUUGUACUUCUCAGAAGUCAUUUAAAUGUCCUCUAAAUAGUGUGGUAGUAAUUUUGUAAUUCAAACUCCUUUGAAAAAUAUGUAUCGGUAACCUUUCGGUCCGCUUGUGCAGUGCUUCUAAGUGGGUGCAGACAUAUGUGAAAUUUACCAUAAGCGUCUAAGAGCAAACAAUUGUGGUGCCUACUGAGGCAGUUGAUUUCGCAGGCCAUGGCUUAUAGAACCGCACCGUGGCCUCAUAUUAUAGUCCCUUAUCUAGAAAUAUUGCUUUUAAGUGUACUUGAUACUCUAGGAAUAUGAAGCCCUCAUCGUAGCUCGGAGAAUACGGCUUGGGAAUGAAGGCAUAUAAGCAAUAAUUAAUUUUAAGGAAACAUUCACGCGGGGAGCAAUAAGCUAGUCGAUUCAAAGGCCUUACCGUGGCCUCGCCAGGCCCGUCCUAUGAGCCUUGGCCUGAAGCUCUUACAUUAAGUAUUAAUUAUUAUUUUCACUGCACGUCCACGUAAUUUUGUGUAGUAAACAAUCAAAGUGUAAUCCUAAGUUGAUAAUGACGAUGACUUAAUAUUAUUAUGAAAAUGAAGAAGUUUGGACGGCAAUUUUCGGUAAUAAUUAUAUCAAAUAAUUCUAAUCUA
This is a messenger RNA of Helicoverpa armigera (cotton bollworm), 7656 nucleotides long. It is a transcript of the gene Art4, whose product is annotated as histone-arginine methyltransferase CARMER. The record is from RefSeq and is a predicted model, not a curated record. The transcript has a single exon. Gene Ontology annotation, biological process: peptidyl-arginine methylation. NCBI's taxonomy places the organism in Eukaryota, Metazoa, Arthropoda, Insecta, Lepidoptera, Noctuidae. The coding region runs from base 172 to 1770 and encodes 532 amino acids. Gene Ontology annotation, molecular function: protein-arginine N-methyltransferase activity.